Molecule: messenger RNA, 1434 nt
Organism: Pseudovirgaria hyperparasitica
Lineage: Eukaryota; Fungi; Ascomycota; Dothideomycetes; Acrospermales; Acrospermaceae
Exons: 2
Coding region: 1-1434 (477 amino acids)
Biological process (GO): amino acid transmembrane transport
Cellular component (GO): vacuolar membrane
Molecular function (GO): amino acid transmembrane transporter activity
Source: RefSeq, a predicted model, not a curated record
AUGGCUACCACUGUCUUCGCGGCGGAUGAUAAGCAUGUCGACGCACAUGUUGGUGAAACAUCGGAUAACGAAGUAUACGAUGGAGCAAGCUCUGUCGACACUAUUACCGCCCUGGUGGCUGAAGAUCACAAACAUGACAUCAAACUACGAACAAUGUCUUGGCAGAAGGCGGCAUGGCUCCUCGCUGGUGACCAGGUCUGUCUCGCUAUCAUGGCACAAUCGUGGUCGUUAUCAGUUCUCGGAUGGGUUCCCGGUAUCAUUACCAUGCUUGUUGCCGGAGCUCUAUUCUGGAUCACCUCCCUCACCAUGCACAAGUUCAUCAUGAAACACCCGCAGAUCAAGGACAUCUGCGACUUUGGAUACUACGCUUUUGGAAGAAGCCGUAUUGCCUACGAGUUCACCGGCGUCAUGCUUCUGGCCAACAACAUCCUUCUCAUCGGUUUCCACGUCCUGACCGGCGCAAAGGUCUUAAACACCCUCAGUGAUCACAGCAUGUGUACUGUCAUAUUCUCUGUAAUUGCCAUGAUCAUGGGUAUUGUCAUGUCUCUCCCUCGCACUCUUCGCCAUGUAUCGUUCAUGUCCAUGUUCUCCGCAGCAGCAAUGGCCAUUGCAAUUCUACUUUUCCUCGUCUUCGUCGGCAUCGAGGACGCUCCACUCUACGGCUACGGAGGCGACUAUCCGACCCUAGGCCCUGUCAGAACCUACGCCUUCCCCCUCCCUGGAACCACCUGGGUAGCAUGCAUGAAUGCCGUGCUGAACAUCACCUUCCUCUGGGUGCCCCAGAUCCUCUUCCCCACAUUCAUCUCCGAGAUGGAGCGCCCUCAAGACUUUCCCAAGGCCCUCGCCGUGCUCGCCGCCAUCUCGGGCAUCCUCUUCAUCGUGCCCCCCGCCAUUGGCUUCCGCUACCUGGGCCAAUAUUCCACUGCGCCAGCAUUUGGCUCCUUGGGCGUUGUCGUCUACAAGAAAGCCUCGUUCGCAUUCGUCAUCGUGCCCACGCUCGUCAUCGGCGUUAUCUACGCUAAUGUGUCUGCCAAAUUUGUCUACGGCCGGAUCAUGGGCAAGUCGCGCCACGCGCAUAGCAAUACCGUCUUAGGCUGGGGCGUUUGGGGCGCCGUCAUGGUCGCCAUCUGGGUCAUCGCAUUCGUCUUCGCUGAAAUCAUCCCCAGCAUGGGUGAUUUCCUCUCUCUCCUCGGCGCUGCAUUCGACUCGUUUUUUGGCUUCAUAUUUUUCGCCGUUGCGUACUGGCAGUUGUUUCGGGGCAAGGGCUUUUUUACCAGUUCGUUCAGAUCGUUGAUGACUGUUGUCCAUAUCUUUGUUAUGAUUUGUGGGUUGUUUUUGCUGGGUCCUGGCUUGUAUGCUGCUGUCGAGGCUAUUAUGGCUGAUUAUGCUGGCGCGACUCGCCCGGCGUUUAGCUGCAAGAACCUGUCACUGUAG